Messenger RNA from Phacochoerus africanus (Common warthog), 1032 nucleotides. RefSeq names its product undifferentiated embryonic cell transcription factor 1 (gene UTF1). Bases 1 to 1032 code for a protein of 343 amino acids. NCBI's taxonomy places the organism in Eukaryota, Metazoa, Chordata, Mammalia, Artiodactyla, Suidae. The transcript is spliced from 2 exons. The record is from RefSeq and is a predicted model, not a curated record.
AUGCUGCUCCGGCCGCGGCGGCCGCCCCCGCCCGCGCCGCCGUCGCCCGCCAGCCCGGACCCCGAGCCGCGGUUGGCGGGGGGCGCCCCCGAGACCCCGCCCAGGAGGCCCUCCUCGCCAGGCGCGCUGGCGGCACCCGCGCCCCCGGGGUCUCCUGCAUCCCCCGGGUCGCCGGUGUCCCCGGGCUCGGCGCAGCGCACGCCCUGGAGCGUGCGCGAGACGGAGCUGCUGCUGGGCACGCUGCUGCAGCCGGCCGUGUGGCGCGCGCUGCUGCUGGACCGCCGCCAGGCGCUGCCCACCUACCGCCGCGUGUCGGCCGCGCUGGCCCGCCAGCAGGUGCGGCGCACGCCCGCGCAGUGCCGCCGCCGCUACAAGUUCCUCAAGGACAAGGUACGAGACGCGCACGGCCAGCCGCCCGGGCCCUUCGACGCGCAGAUCCGCCAGCUCAUGGGGCUGCUGGGCGACAACGGGCGCAGACGCGGCCGCCGCCGCUCCCCCGGGCCCGGGCGCCCCCCGCGCGGCCGCCGGCCGGCCCCCGCUGAGCCCGGCGCCCCACCGCUGCCCGCCUCCCGAGACCCCGACGCGGACCCAGCCUGGACGCUCAGGUUCAGCCCGUCCCCGCCCAAGUCUGCGGACGCUCCUCGCGUCUCCGGCUCCCCGACGGCCCUCUCCGCCUUGCCCCCCGUGCCCGGCCGCCCCGAAGAUCCCGAGCCCUUCCGCGCCCCGGGCUCCUCGCCGCCACCGUCCCCCGGCCCCGCCCGGGACGACCCCGACUCGCCGCCCGGCCGUCCGGAGGAGCACGCGCCCCCGCAGUCCGCUCCGCCGUCGCUGAACGCCGCCCUCCUGCAGACCUUGGGGCACCUGGGUGACAUCGUGUCCAUCCUGGGCCCGCUGCGUGACCAGCUUCUGACCCUGAACCAGCACGUGGAGCAGCUGCGCGGCUCCUUCGACCAGACCGUGUCCCUGGCCGUGGGCUUCAUCCUCGGCAGCGCCGCCGCCGAGCGAGGCGUCCUGACCGACCCGCGCCCGUGA